CAGGUCCCCGACACCAACUACAUCUUCAUGGGUGACUUUGUAGAUAGAGGUUAUUACAGCCUUGAGACUUUCACUUACCUGCUCGCACUGAAAGCUAAGUGGCCUGAUCGUAUCACGCUGUUACGCGGCAAUCACGAGAGCAGGCAGAUAACACAGGUGUAUGGAUUUUAUGAUGAGUGCCAAACCAAAUAUGGAAACGCUAACGCUUGGAGAUACUGCACCAAAGUCUUCGACAUGCUGACAAUAGCAGCUUUAAUAGACGAGCAGAUUCUCUGUGUGCACGGUGGCCUCUCUCCAGACAUCAAGACACUCGAUCAAAUUCGAACCAUUGAACGUAAUCAAGAAAUUCCUCACAAAGGCGCCUUCUGUGACCUCGUCUGGUCCGACCCGGAAGAUGUGGACACGUGGGCCAUCAGCCCGCGAGGGGCCGGGUGGCUCUUCGGCGCGAAGGUGACGAAUGAGUUUGUUCACAUCAACAACUUAAAACUCAUCUGCAGAGCACACCAGCUCGUUCACGAAGGCUAUAAAUUCAUGUUUGAUGAGAAAUUGGUAACAGUAUGGUCUGCUCCAAAUUACUGCUACCGCUGUGGAAAUAUUGCAUCAAUCAUGGUCUUUAAAGAUGUAAAUACAAGAGAACCAAAGUUAUUCCGCGCCGUUCCAGACUCAGAACGUGUAAUUCCUCCUAGAACAACCACGCCCUACUUCCUCUGAGCCCCUUCCCCGCCUGCUCUCUCCCCCUCCCAGUGUACUGUCCCUCGACAACAUACUUUUUAUUGAGCACUUUGCUGCUGAAAUGCUGCCUCUUGCCUUUUUUAUUU
Molecule: messenger RNA, 818 nt
Organism: Pterocles gutturalis (yellow-throated sandgrouse)
Lineage: Eukaryota; Metazoa; Chordata; Aves; Pterocliformes; Pteroclidae
Gene: PPP6C
Product: protein phosphatase 6, catalytic subunit
Exons: 5
Biological process (GO): G1/S transition of mitotic cell cycle; peptidyl-serine dephosphorylation
Cellular component (GO): cytoplasm
Molecular function (GO): protein serine/threonine phosphatase activity
Source: RefSeq, a predicted model, not a curated record